Clarias gariepinus (North African catfish) is the source of this 1383-nucleotide messenger RNA. RefSeq names its product cilia- and flagella-associated protein 73-like. Bases 1 to 1053 code for a protein of 350 amino acids. Lineage: Eukaryota; Metazoa; Chordata; Actinopteri; Siluriformes; Clariidae. The transcript is spliced from 7 exons. The record is from RefSeq and is a predicted model, not a curated record.
AUGGCUAAGGAGGCAAAGCCGACCCUUGCAGGUCAUCUUUUGAAGAGGAGAAAAGAAAUACCGGAAAAGAUCAAACAGCAGAUAAAGGAGUUAGAGUCGGCUCAGCGCGCCCUACGAAAGCAUAAGGAAAAGCUGAAGGAAGAUGCAGAAGAGCCGACUCAUUCACGUCGUCUGCUGGAGAAAAAAAUGGAGGCCACGGAUAUGCAGAAACAGGUCACGCAGCAGAUAGAGGACUUUAAAACCGCUCAGGAUGUCCUGAGCAAGUGCAAGGAAAAGCUGAAGGAAAAAGAACAGCAGAUGCAUCACCUCAUCCAAUCCAGUAUCUUCCUUAAGCAAAGCGAAGAUCGACGUUGUGACGCUGAGAGGAAAGCAGCGUACAACAGGGAGAUGUUCCAGAAGAAGCAGGAGUACCUCGAAGAAUUACGCGAGGAACUUAGUACUCUGAUCGAACUGCGGCACACGCUGAAGAGGCAAAUUGAAUUGAACUGCAUUUAUGCUGAAUAUCUAGAUGAAGUGGUGGAGGAAAGUAAGGAGUUUCAUGAGCCAGAAGAACUGAUCACGCAUUUCGAGACGCGGAAGAAGGUACAGGACGAGCUGCUGUCUUACAUAGAGGAGAAGGAGGUGGAGAUGGCCAAAUCCCGUGCCAAGUUAGUUAAUGCGAUGGAAGAGUACGCCCUUGCACAAAUAAAUCAUGAGACCAAGAUGGAUCUGCUUAAGGGUGAACUGAAGGAGACCAAAGAGCACGUUCUUAAUUUGGAGGCAAUGUGGAAUGACGUUCAAAAGGCAGCCAGAAUAAAAAACCAUGAGCUGGCUAGAAUUAAUAUGGCCAUGUUGAACAUGUCCAAGCAUUUGUGGAACUUGGGCAGCACCGUACCAAAGCUGAUUAACCCAGAGGAGACUAUAGAAGUGCUGGAUAAGGUUCAGGAGUUUAUAUGUGAUCUGAAGUUGAUUUGGGAGAAAAUGGGUAAAACUGAUUCUGAAAAAGAUUACCAUUACACAGGACAACGGAGCAACAGCAAAGCAAAAUUACAACGCAAGAAAAAAACUAAAUAGCCUGAAAAACUAUAAACCCUGUGCUGCUUAAGUUAAAUCUAAAUCCCUGUGAGAAUCCAUGAGAAAUAUUUGUGAAAAUUAAACCCUCACGACACUUGUCCCUCAUGAUCUGGGUCAGUCGCACUCACUAGCAGAUGGUGGAGGUGUUUGGUUGUUUCUCAGACGUCUGUCAGGAGCCUGAAAGCAUGACAUUUGUCACUUUAUUGCUAGUAUGAUGCUACCUAAAAUGUUUUGGGUGCCUAACUAAUAAACCUUGUUGUGCUGCAGGUGUCAAAGGCAGGUUUGUAUCCCAGGCCAACCUGAAUAGGAGCGUGAGUCAAAAAUUAGCCG